CAAGCGCCUCAGUGUCAUUACUGACCUUCGGCAAUCCAUUCAAGCCAGCAAGUUUGGAGAGCGUGUUGAGUUUAAUCAAUUCAUAACGUCGAGAUGGAGCCGAACUCACUGAAGUGGGUGGGCUCAUCUUGCGGUUUACAUGGACCAUAUAUUUUCUAUAAAGCCUUUAAAUUUAACUGGGACGCCAAACCGAGGAUUCUGUCUCUCGGAGACUUUUUCUUCGUCAGAUGUAAACCGGAGGAUCCUAUUUGCAUAGCGGAGCUUCAGUUGCUCUGGGAAGAAAGAACAAGCAAGCAACUUUUAUCAAGCUCCAAACUUUAUUUUCUACCAGAGGAUACUCCCCAGGGACGGGCCGUCACUCACGGAGAGCAUGAGGUAAUUGCAGUGUCCGAGAAGGUGAUUGUGCGGCUGGAGGACCUGGUGAAGUGGACGCUACCAGACUUCUCAGGAUGGGCCCACGGUCUGAAGGUCGAGCCUCUCAAGCCCUCUGUGCUCCGGGAGCUGGGCACCAAUGGGAGGCGGGAGGCCCUCCACCGCUACCGAGAAAGCACCCUGACCAGUGGGCUCAACUUCAAGGAUGUCCAGAGGGAGAGGGCACAGCUAGGCCAGGAGGAGGAUGGGCGGAAGGUUUUGGUCCUCAGUUACCCCCAGUAUUGCCGGUAUCGUUCAGUUUUGGCGCGACUCAGAGAGCAGCCGUCGUCCCUUUUCAUAGAUCACACGGUGCUGGCGCUGGGCGGCAUCGCUGCGUUGAGUGGAAGCACGAAGAUCCUGUACUGCCGGGACACCUUUGAACACCCCACCCUGCUGCAGAAUGAGAGCAUCUGUGACGAAUUUGCUCCCAACCUGAAGGGGAGACCUCGAAAGAAGAAACUGUCCAUCUCUCAAAAGAGGGACUCCCAGGGUCAGGCUCAGGGUCAAGGGUCAUCAGGGUCAAGCCAGGGGUCAACAGCAGUAGCAGCACAGGACCCCUGCAGCCCAGAGAGCAAAACUACUACCAAGGUCAAAGUCAACUGUAAAACGGUACCCAAUGGAAAAAUAACCCCAGGAGCCAAACACAAGGCUAGCAGCCUGAGCAGGAAAUCAUCAGCUGAGGAGAAGGAGAGAGGGAAGGAGAGGGAAAAGGAAGAGAGGAAUGAGGAGGAGGAGAAGAGAGAGGAGGAAGCAUCAGAGGAGACCCGAGCAGAGGAGCAGGCUUUCUUAGUAGCACUCUACAAGUACAUGAAAGAAAGAGACACACCCAUAGAGAGGAUCCCCUUCCUUGGCUUCAAACAGAUCAACCUUUGGACUAUGUUUCAAGCUGCUCAGAAACUCGGAGGAUAUGAGUUGAUCACAGUCCGCAGACAGUGGAAGCAUGUAUAUGAUGAAUUAGGUGGCAACCCCAGCAGCACAAGCGCUGCCACGUGUACACGGAGACACUAUGAGAGGCUUCUUCUUCCAUAUGAAAGGCACAUUAAAGGCGAACAGGACAAACCCCUCCCCUUGACCAAACCCAGGAAACCGGAGGGCAGCCAGGAGAAGGCCUCAGGAGCCAAAGCCAAAGGAGUGGGGGCCAAGAAAUUGAAAAGCAACAACCCUAAGCUGGGGAGUAAAAAGGAGAGGGGGGAGACAGUGAAAGGCCAAGAACAAUCACAGGACUCCAAGGGGAAAGAGGAGAGUCAUGAGCUGUCUACAGCCAUAAAACAGGAGGUAUCUCUUAAAGAUGAACCAAUUGUAAUAGAGGAGGAAGAAUUACAUCUUACUCUGAAAAAGGAGGAGUCCUUGGCAGUGGAGCAGCCAUCUUCAUUCUGCCCCAAAGAGCCAGAAUGCAGAGCCCCAAGUGCUGGUCUGCCACUCCACACAGGACCCAGUCCCCAGCCUGAAUGGAGGCAAAUUGGUGAGGCCCUCCAGGCAAAACUCUCCAGUGAACAGCAAACUGAAGGGCAUUUCAUUCCUAAAAAACCCUACCCACCUCACCAUUGGGAUCAGAACAAACCUACUGGACACGUUGCUCUGCCUGAGUCCUCCUCCAGGGUCAAAGACUCCACAGAAAGUCAUGGUGGGAGAGUGGGGAAGGUAUUACCAAUGUGUAAGCAGGCAGACAGACAGUGUAUAGACUUGAGCAUGGAUUCCUUCCCAGAAAAAGAAGAUUAUGGAGUCAUUAAGAAGGAGUCUUCCCAAGGCCUCUCACAGACAACUGCCUACUGCAAAGCCAGCCAGGGGGUCAUGUCUCCUUUGGCCAAAAAGAAGCUCCUCUCCCAAGUGUGUGAGUCCAACCCCUUCUCCUUUACUUCAGCUUCUCUUCAGCCUCCACCUCCCAUAGCUGCUUCCUCUCUCCCUGCUAUAUCAAUGGCUGAAAGGGAGAAGGAGAAGAGAAACGGUGAGGAGGUGGUAGGACACAGACACGGGUGUGUGUCAGACAGCAUCCCAGAGGUAGCGCCUAUAUUCAGGCCAUCAGUCAUCCAGCAUGCCCAGAGUAGCAAGCCUCACCAACAAGUCACCAGCGGCUCAUCAGAAAGGAGUGCUGUCGGGGAGCUUUCAGAGAUUUACAGCUGCCGGACAAGCCACCACCUCCAGCUUCAAGUCAGUCCACCAUGGCAGCCCUAUCUCCCCCGAACCCAUGCCCAGGAGGGUGUGGAGACUGCCCCGGAGAAGCUAAUCCAAGGUCCAGCUGCUCAGACCCGGAGCUACGCCAGUGAUUGCUACUCCUCCCCUCACCUCCACAGUCUGUACAGGCAAACUGAGAACUGCCUGAGCCAGAAGAGGAUGGCUGGCUUUGUCAAUGGAGAGCCGAGAGAGCACUACAUCAGGGACUGUGACGGUAGCCAGGGCUUUGUUUGCGGUGGCCUGGAGCAAGAGGGUUUGGCCUACAGAUCUCACUACAGUGACCGGACUCAAACACACGGAGAGAGCAGAGAGGCAGAGGACGAGCCCAGAGACUUCACAAUUUCUAAACCUCUCUCUCAGAGGGUGUCCUCUUUCUCCAAGCCCUCCUUCUGCAGUCUCCCAUAUCCCAUCAUGCACCAGGGUUUGGAUUCCCAUCCUAAGGCAUGCAGAGUUCCUCCUAUGACUAUCUCUCCCCCCAAACAAAACUCAGCAGAGUCAUCGCAUCCAUUUCCAAGCCCCAAAGCUUCAAGUGAUUCAUCCCUCACCAGCCCCAUUCGACCCAGCAAGCGGAGCCUAGUGGAGCCCGAUAACGAGGAUGUCCUAGAAAGGAAAGUCCGUGUGGUGACGCCAAUCCACCCUGCGGGCUCGAUCCGACGAAGUGACCCAGAGGAGCUGAAACCAGCUGAGCCAGCUCACGCUGUUCACCUCAACAACCAUCUCCCCGAGGGCCACCCUACGACAACCUUCCCUCCACCUCAUGCCGCACACCUCUACACUAGCAUGUACCCACCUGGCAGCCUGCUUUCACCUGGAGCCCAGGAUGGGCUCCAACAACACCCGGGUCUGCAGUACCUGAAGAGUCAGUCAGCAGUGUCUCCCCUUGUGCCCCCUUUAGCUUUCCACUCCAUGAUGUUCCACGGGCAGCUGCUGGCCUCAAGCCCCAGCCCCCACCAUUUCUACAGGCACCCAGGUGGGGCAGCACUGUAUGGGGACCUGUUGCACCACCUGUACCCUCUCUCCACCCUCCCACCACCUCAGCUAUCCUCAGUACACCCCAGCACCAGACUGUGAGGGAGGGAGGACAAUAUUCUUCCUCUCCUUCAUCCUCAGACUUUUUAUGCUUCUUGUUGUCUUUCUGUCUCUCUUUGCUCUGGGACUGUGGCUCAGUCGAAGAAAAACACUUAAGCUGAUUACAGACUGAUCAACCCAUCAGUCAGGUAGACUGAAAAUUCCAUUUUCUUUUUUUGUCUACACAUUUUUUUGGUAUAGUUUGCACUGUUCUUUAUUUUUAUCACCACUUAGUGUAUCACUUUUUUUUGUUGUUGUUGUAUCCUUAUUUGCACAAUGCUCAUGUGUAUGUGCUCACAAAUCAUUUUGCCGCUCUCAGUCACUAUGAGUCAGGUUGUUGCUCUGGAAGUGUGAUAAGUGGAGGGCAACAGAGAAAAGCCAUUUGUUUACUACGUCUGAGGGCUAAACUUUGUUUCUUAAAAACACUACAAGUAACAUGACAAUGUAAACAAAAUGCUUUAUAUAACUAGAGGCACGUUCACCAUCACAAACAAUUCUCAGCAGCUGUUUAGCGCAUUAUUACACUUUAGGCUGGCAGUGAUGUUGUACCUGUUUACAUGUCUCCACGCUGAAAACGGCUGCCUGUUUGUGCCACAGUAAAUCCACCUGUACUCCUUGGAAUAAACAUUAACACUUGCUGCGGUGCUGCACAACAUGAAAUUGUUUCAUCAGAACAUUCAGAGGUGCUGUGUGACAGAUGUACUGUAGACUUGCUCUUUACUCAGUUCAGGUUUUGAUUUCUUAUAUAUUUCAGUUCACAUACAGCAUAAGCAGUUGUCAUGUUUGAUCUGUUGACAAGUAUGAAUGUUUUUUUCUUGGUUAAUGAAAAGCUGUUUUAAUUUUCACUUUCUAAACUGAAAGUAAUUUGACCCCCCAAAUCCCUUGUGAUGAGAGUAGACUGCAGCAGCUUGUUCUUGUCUGUAGGACCAGCAUAAUGAAGCAGCCGUCUGCUGUGGAAUGCUCACCACAAGAAAUCAGCAUUUCAUCUUUUUGUUCUUGACUUGAAAAGCUCUUUUUUGGUGAACAGACUCUUUUAUUCAGCAAGCUGAAAAGACUUGCUGUAUGAUUUGAUAGGAAUGUUGUCAUUUAGGAUAUUAUUGCUUUGCAAAUAUCUGUGCCUUUUGCAGUCUUGGAUUAGAGUUAGCACUUCAGCUGUUAAGGUCCAUCUUCUGUAGCAGGGUAGAAAUAUCAGUAUUACUGUCACUCUUGUCUGAAAUGCAGCACACAGACACUCAUACAAGAACUAUAUGGCACACUAUGCUAUCAGAUACCAGACUUGGCACAACAUUUAAUGGUUUUAGAGUUAUGCAUUAACCUAAUGGUUAGUAUUUGUGCUUAAAUAAAUCCAUUUACUUAGCUUAACUGUGCCAGGCAGUCAAUUAUAGCAGUCCACAAAAAGAUUUACUGAUAGUUGAUAUUGACACAUAUCUGGUGUCUGUCAUCCGCAGGGCAUGUGUGCUCUCUGUGUUUUCUAGCAUUGAUAAAAAGGUACCAGACUCCAUAAAGUAUGCCUACCAUGCACCAUAGCCUUAGGUAGAAAGACGACACCUGCUCUGGCUUUAACAGUCACUAUAAUUGCAAUCCAGGAUAGUCAAAACACACAGUGAACAUGUCUGGUGUUUCAAAAGAAGACAAAGAAAAAAAGCUGUAUAUGUCUAUGUGUAAAGUUUUAUUGAAUACUUAGAUAAAGACAUUCAUUUCAGAUUAAGUACUGUACAUUUCUGUGUGUAGGUAAAACUGGCAUCAGUGCUGGCUCCUGUACAGAAAAUUCAUAUGGGAUCAAUUCAUGACACCCCCCCUCCCGUCUCAUUUUUGUGUAAAUAGCACUGUUGAUAGAACCACGUUGUUGUUAUCAUGUAAACUGUUAUAAUCUGUAAAUAGUAUAAAAAGAAAACAGUAUAAAAGUCGGUUACACAAUCUAGCUGUGUCCUUGUUUGCUCUUUCAAGGUUACUGUGAUCAUGUUAGAUUUAAACACUACAAUUUAAGAAUUAGGAUACCCUUAUUUGUCGUUUCACCUUUUUUUUCCCCCCACGUUGUCUCCAUUUACGUGCAUCCUAAAAGUGUUUUUGAUACAGUAGCCAUCUGUUUACCAAUCACCCAGCUGGCAAGCAGGACAAAAAAAUUAAAAUAAAAAAUUGACAUUUUGUAUGAUAUGACCUCUUGUAUAUUUAAUUAAAAUAUUUUACUAUCUAUAUAUUUCCCCAGUUGUGUGUUUGUUUUUUUAACUGAACUACAGAUAGCCAUGGUU
This is a messenger RNA of Monopterus albus (swamp eel), 5900 nucleotides long. RefSeq names its product AT-rich interaction domain 5B (gene arid5b). Gene Ontology annotation, molecular function: transcription cis-regulatory region binding. Gene Ontology annotation, biological process: regulation of transcription by RNA polymerase II. NCBI's taxonomy places the organism in Eukaryota, Metazoa, Chordata, Actinopteri, Synbranchiformes, Synbranchidae. The record is from RefSeq and is a predicted model, not a curated record. Gene Ontology annotation, cellular component: nucleus. The coding region runs from base 94 to 3654 and encodes 1186 amino acids. The transcript has 11 exons.